AUGCGGGAAAGGGGCCCUUGUGUUUGCAGAGUAGGUCUAUGGAGUCUACUGCUGUCCCUCUGUCUAGCCUCCCUCACACAUGCACACAGGAGCCACACCGUACAUGUUAAAGCAGGGACAUGUGAGGUGAUUGCUGCUCAUCGCUGCUGCAACAAGAACAAGAUCGAGGAGAGAUCUCAGACUGUCAAAUGCUCCUGCUUCCCCGGACAGGUUGCUGGCACCACCAGGGCCAUGCCCUCCUGUGUUGAUGCCUUCAUAGUCGCCCAGAAGUGGUGGUGUCAAAUGCAGCCAUGUAUGGAAGGAGAGGAGUGUAAGGUGUUGCCAGAUUUCACAGGAUGGAGCUGCUCCACAGGCAACAAAGUCAAGACCACCAAGCUGCAGAAGUAA
Molecule: messenger RNA, 387 nt
Organism: Lampris incognitus (smalleye Pacific opah)
Lineage: Eukaryota; Metazoa; Chordata; Actinopteri; Lampriformes; Lampridae
Product: chemokine-like protein TAFA-2
Exons: 4
Coding region: 1-387 (128 amino acids)
Molecular function (GO): receptor ligand activity
Source: RefSeq, a predicted model, not a curated record